CACAUUCUAUUCAAAGACCAACCCCAUACCGGCAUCUGAAAAUACCGGCGGCAAGGCUUACUUGUACAUUCUUGGAAUUUGUUUCCUGCUAUAAACAUCGAGGCGGUCGCACUCUAUUCGAACAUUACACAAGACAAUCUCGACUUCGAUUCGGCAAUCUACAUCACCAUCCAAGAUACUCCAAUAAGUCGACAACCUCAAACAUGAUCUUCACCAACACCCUCAGCCUCGUCUUGGCCCUGGCACCUGCCACCAUCUUCGCCGCUCCUAGCCAGACUGUCGACUCGAUAGCAGCUUUGAUCCCGAGGCGAGACAUCCCUGCGGUUGUCUACAAGGAGUUGUUGAAGACAGACUCACUAUGUGAUCUAUCCAACGUUGCCCUCCCUGCUGCACCCACCCCCCUCGCUGCCCCAGCCAAAGGCACCUCCCUCCGGCACAUCGCCAUCGGCCGCGGCACCCAAAACUACACGUGCGCCUCGUCCUCCGCCUCGGACAUCCCUAAAGCCACCGGUGCCAUCGCCACGCUCUUCAACGCCACUUGCGACGCCGCCCGCCUCAACGUGAACAUCCUCGGCCAAGUCACCGACCUCGCACUCAACUAUGCGAUCCCCAAGUCCGCGGAGGCAGACCAGCGUCUCUCAGGCCACCACCAGUUCACCGCCGCGGGCGUCCCUCUCUUUAUGCUCGAGACUGAUAAGAACAACUUCGGUCGUGUGGAGUGCGCGGUCAAUGCUAAGAGCGCUGCGCCUGAGACUGCGAACAAGGGAUCUAACGGUCUUGGUAGUGUCCCGUGGUUGAAGUUGAACGCUACAGUUACGGCUGAGGGCGCGGCACCUUGGGCGUACAACGAGGUUUACCGGAUACACACUGCUGGUGGUAUGGCGCCUAAGGACUGCGGUGGUAUUGAGGGCAGUUUUACUGUUGAGUACAGCGCGCAGUACUGGUUUUACGCUUAAGUCAUGGCGGCUUAGCUGUUGUUUGUUGAUCUUUUCUUCCGUUUUUCUUUUCCUUCUCCUUGUAUAAAGCAUUUUCAUCGGCGUUGGGGGCACGGGAUGGGGGAGUACCGGUUCAGCGUUCCGGCAGAGCAUAGUAAGCCUAUCUGGAUA
Messenger RNA from Alternaria rosae, 1106 nucleotides. RefSeq lists its product as uncharacterized. The record is from RefSeq and is a predicted model, not a curated record. The transcript has 2 exons. The coding region runs from base 204 to 956 and encodes 250 amino acids. NCBI's taxonomy places the organism in Eukaryota, Fungi, Ascomycota, Dothideomycetes, Pleosporales, Pleosporaceae.